Molecule: messenger RNA, 1810 nt
Organism: Phragmites australis (common reed)
Lineage: Eukaryota; Viridiplantae; Streptophyta; Magnoliopsida; Poales; Poaceae
Product: autophagy-related protein 18a-like
Exons: 4
Coding region: 107-1411 (434 amino acids)
Biological process (GO): protein lipidation; protein localization to phagophore assembly site; autophagy of mitochondrion
Cellular component (GO): cytosol; phagophore assembly site membrane; extrinsic component of membrane
Molecular function (GO): phosphatidylinositol-3-phosphate binding; phosphatidylinositol-3,5-bisphosphate binding; protein binding
Source: RefSeq, a predicted model, not a curated record
CCCGCCUCACCCCUGACCAUUAUCGCUAUCUCCCACCACCGCACCCGCAACCUCCGAGUCGAAUACUCGCGCAACCCCACCUGUCGGCCCGUUCUGCCCCUCCCCCAUGGCGACGCCCGCCACCGCGCCGGCCCCGCCAAACCCUAACCCCGUCCCCGACGAGCCGCUGCCACCGCCGCAGGAGGAGGAGGAGGCGCCGGAGUCGCCGCCGCCUGCCCCCACCACCUCAAUCGAGCCCACCCCUUCAGGCGACGAGGAGAGCGAUGAUUCGUCGUCCGUCUCGUCGGCUUCCUCCGCCCCCGCGGCCGUCGCGGCGGGCGGUGGUGGAGCCGAGAGGCCUUUCCCCGCGGCGAAGGACCUCCUCCACAUCUCCUUCAACCAGGACUACGGCUGCUUCGCGGCGGGCAUCAAGUCGGGCUUCCGCAUCUACAACUGCGACCCCUUCCGCGAGAUCUUCCGCCGCGACCUCGGCACCGCGGGGGACGGCGACGGGGGAGGGGGAGGGGGUAUCAGCGUCGUGGAAAUGCUCUUCCGCUGCAACAUACUCGCGCUCGUAGGCGGCGGCGAUAACCCCCACUACCCGCCGAACAAGGUGAUGAUCUGGGACGACCACCAGAGCCGCUGCAUCGGGGAGCUCUCCUUCCGCUCUCCCGUCCGUGGCGUCCGCCUCCGACGCGACCGCAUCAUAGUGGUUCUUGAGAACAAAAUUUUUGUAUACAACUUCGCGGACCUUAAGCUUGUGCACCAGAUUGAGACGGCACCCAAUCCUAAGGGCCUCUGCGUGGUGUCGCAGCAGCCUGGGUCGAUCGUGCUGGUUUGCCCUGGUGCACAAAAGGGGCAGGUCAGGGUGGAACACUAUGGGGCAAGGAAGACCAAGUUUAUCAAUGCACACACUUCCCGUGUUGCAUGCUUUGCAUUGUCGCAGGAUGGGAGGCUGAUUGCCACUGCUAGCACCAAGGGGACGCUAAUCAGAAUCUUCAAUGCUGCUGAGGGCAAUCUUCUCCAGGAAGUAAGGAGAGGUGCUGAUAGAGCAGAAAUAUAUAGCUUGGCUUUCUCGAAUAAUUUGCAGUAUUUGGCUGUAUCCAGUGAUAAAGGCACAAUACAUGUGUUCAAUCUAAAGAUAAAUGAUAAGCCUCUGCCGACUCCAGAUCCCGAAAUUCCCCAUUUAAGUCCUCCUCUUUCUUUCAUUAAGGGUGUGUUGCCAAAAUAUUUCCACUCCGAGUGGUCAGUAGCUCAAUUCAGGCUCCAUGAGGGUGAGCAGUAUAUUGUUGCAUUCGGACAUGAGAAAAAUACCGUGACAGUUGUUGGUAUGGAUGGAAGCUUCUACAGAUGCCAGUUUGACCCUGUUAAUGGCGGAGAAAUGUUGCAGCUGGAGUGCUACAAUUUCUUGAAACCAUCAGAUCAACCGUAGGCACUUGACAAUCUAUCUUUCAUGAUCUUGCAGCUUCUACAGAUGCCAGUUUGACCCUGUUAAUGGCGGAGAAAUCUUGCAGCUGGAGUGCUACAAUUUCUUAAAACCAUCGGAUCAACCGUAGGUCCGUAGCGACAGCGACAUAACCGUCACCUAUUCAUAUUUCUUGUACCAGGGUUGUACAGUAUAUAUGUGCGCCCUCGUUCUUCUGAGGGCUAAGCAAAGCUAAUACUAUUUGUAAAUAUAUCUUGUUGGUUUCGAUUUCUGAUUAUGUUCUGUGGAGGGUUAAACGGACCUUGUGCAGAUGAACAUGAUAGAAUGCAUGGUUAUUAUGUUCGUGCAGAUGAACCUUAUAAGAUGACUGUCAAGUCUAUUGUGGAUUUUUAUUAUGUUCGUACA